Molecule: messenger RNA, 1728 nt
Organism: Aureobasidium musti
Lineage: Eukaryota; Fungi; Ascomycota; Dothideomycetes; Dothideales; Saccotheciaceae
Source: the annotation of a GenBank genome assembly
UUGUCGAAGAUGAGCCAGUCGACCAAGGCACCAAAGCUGCAUGGGCGGGCUUUCUACGAGAGCAUCGGCUGCCCAAAGCUGAUCCUGGCGCCCAUGGUCGAGCAGAGCGAGUUUCUGUGUACAGAGGACGAUGCUGACGAAACAGAUAGGNCAUGGCGCCUGUUGACGCGCUCGUUCCUCCCAGCCGACCAGAACAAGCAACUGCUUGCCUACACGCCCAUGUUCCACGCCCGCUUGUUCCAUGAGAAUGCAAAAUAUCGCGAGACACACUUCCAGCCACUAAAGGCCUCGAUGCCCGAGUCGCCUGUUCCCUUCCAUGAGACCCACUUCGAUCAAAACGACCUUCAUCUCGAUGGCAACCACCAGACCGACCGUCCUCUGUUCGUUCAGUUUUGCGCAAACGACCCCGACGACCUGCUCGCUGCCGCUCGUCAUGUCCAGCCCUUCUGCGAUGCUGUCGACCUCAACCUCGGUUGUCCUCAGGGCAUCGCUCGCAAGGGCCAUUACGGUUCCUUCUUACAGGAAGACCCCGAUUUGAUCUACAGGCUGAUUAACAACCUUCACCUCAAUCUCGAUAUCCCCGUCACUGCAAAGAUGCGCAUCCUCGACACACUCGAAAAGACUCUAGAAUAUGCGAAAAUGAUCUUGUCUGCCGGUGCCAGCAUUAUCACCGUUCACGGCCGUCAACGCCAUCAGAAAGGUCACAACACAGGCUUGGCCGACUGGUCUGUCAUACGCUACCUCAGGGAAAACCUUCCUCCAGACACUGUCAUCUUUGCCAACGGCAACAUUCUGCGCAACGACGACAUACCCGCAUGUCUCGAGGCCACUGGUGCUGACGGUGUUAUGAGUGCCGAGGGAAACCUCUACGAUCCCGCUGUCUUUGCUCAUCCUCCGCCCGUGGGUCAAGAAGGGAGAGAAUACUGGAGAGGAAAAGAUGGCAGAGGUGGCUAUCGCAUGGAUGCGGUGCUCAGGCGCUACAUGGACAUUAUUCACAGAUAUGUGCUCGGUCAGGAGCCACCAACGCGGAAACCUUUAUUCAUGCCUGGCCAUGACGAUGCGCCGACCGAUGCAGCUGUCGCCAACUCGGUUACUGAGAGCCUUCCCAGUCAGAAGCGACCCGCUGAGGAUGAGCUUGCAGGCGCCGAGGCAGCAGAAGAGUCAAAUGGUCAACCUCCUUCCAAGAAGCAAAAACAGAACAAGGGCGAAAGUCGCAAGAAGAACGAGAAGUGUUCGAAUCCUAACCUCACCCCAAUGCAGGCUCAUCUUUUCCACAUGCUCCGGCCAUUAGUCUCUAAGCACACCAAUGUGCGAGAUGCUCUUGCCCGCUGCCGUGCUGGCGACAUUGCCGCAUAUGAAAAUGUUCUUUCCAUGGUCGAGGCUGCGGUCAAGGAAGGUCUGCUUGAGUACGAAAACUCCCCGCCAGAAGAAGCCUCAACCGACCCACAGACCAGACCUGAAGUGGACGCACAAAACGACGAGAGCUCGUUGGCGGCUGUUGCAUGGUGUAAAAGGCCGUGGUUCAUCUGCCAGCCAUAUGUACGACCACUGCCCAAGGAAGCCAUCGAGAAGGGGUCGAUGCAACUUACCAAGAAGGAAAAGGAAAGAUUGGAGCGUGAANAAGAGGAGAAUAAACAGGUUGGCUUGGUGCCAGAGGGCAGAGUUGAACAACAGGAGAGCAAUGGCGAAAAGGUAGACGUGCCAAAAGAGGGCAUGGUUUGCGGAUAG